AAGUGUUGUGCGUGCGAUGCAAGUGGCGAGCGAAGUAGACAUUACCAAUGUGAGGAAAACAUUUUGGGAUUGUAAAUGCCUUAUUAUUAUAGGCUGAUAAGCAGGUUCUGGUUCCAUUUCGCUAAGUCAGCCUCGGAAUAAUGUGGGUAAAACCACAAGAAGUUCUUCUUGCAAAUGCGUUAUGGGUAACCGAACAGGCAAAUCUAUAUUUCCUUCUUCAAAGGAGAAAAGGGCAUGGAAAAUCGAAAGGAUUGUCGUCAAUACUUGUUGGUACAUUGGAUAGUGUCUUCGACACUAAGCCACCACCAUACAGGAUUCUGCACCAGACACCAACUUCCGAAGUAUACUACCUGAUUGCAUGCUCUCUGACACAUGUGGAAAUUGAGAAGGAUUGGGAGUGGCUGCAGCGUAACCUGUCUAGCACACUGAGUUCAUUUGAUAAUGAAGAUGAUGUUACUGAAUUCGUCUGCUGCAAAAUUCAGUCGGUCAUAGCAAACAAUGUACCAGAUAAUCAAGGCAUUGAUGAUGAGGACACACAAUCAUUCAAAACUGUAUCUUUCAAGUUUCAUCGUCUUUUCAAUAUGCCUCCUGAAGAGAAACUGGUCAAUUAUUAUUCAUGCAGCUACUGGAAGGGUCGUAUGCCACGUCAGGGCUGGAUGUAUUUAUCCAUCCAUCACUUGUGCUUCUAUGCCUAUAUUCUUGGUCGUGAAACCAGAUUAGUUAUCAGGUGGACUGAUAUUACGGAACUUGACAAAACAAAUAGUCUGCUUUUCCCGGAUUCAAUUCGAAUUGCAACAAGGGAGAAGGAGUAUUACUUCUCAAUGUUUCUGCACAAAUCGGAGACAUUUGCCCUUAUGGAGCAGCUCACAAAUCUGGCAAUGAAACAGCUAAUUGAUGAAAAAGGGGGAUAUAACGAAGACAGAGAGCUGUUAAAUAAGUUGAGUAAGAAUGUACCAAAGAAGCCAUCAUUCCUGAAGCGUGAUCUUGAUGCUAGAGCUCACUCAGAAGCAUAUCGCUUGACAUUCCGGUUACCAGCUAGUGAGAAACUGGAUGGUAGUAUAGAUGCUACGCUAUGGACACCUUAUAACAAGCGGCAUGUUUGGGGACGCAUGUUCCUCUCUCAAAACUUCAUAUGCUUUAGCAGCAGGGUGAAAGGCUUGGUCAGUCUGGUAUUACCUUUGAAGGAUAUCAGCUUAGUGGAACGAGCAGAAAACCAGGCAUCGAAUCCAGCAGUAAAUAAUUCAGUUCUCAUCACUUCUGCAAACCACACAAGUUUCCUCUUCGCACAAAUUCAAGAUCGUGAUUUUGUUGUGCAAAAAAUCUCAGAGCUUCUUGCCAGGACGAGGCUUGCUGCACCGUCAGUGUACAAUUCAGAAAGUGCUCAUUCACCAACUUCAAGCAGUGGAAGCAUUAGUCAGGGAGAGGAAGCAAAACCAGUUGCUGUUGCGUACUUGCCGGAAUGGAACCCCCAGCCACCAAUGAUGACAUUGUUUAACUGUGAGACUUCGGCAGAAUAUAUUAAACAUCAGAAAGAGAAGUUGCGAAAAUGGGAAACCCAUUUUACGGAAUAUGGAAGAGGCGUAUCUAUGUAUCGAACCAGCGAGUUGGCAAGACUUGUACUAGGUGGUAUACCUGACGAACUCAGAGCAGAAACGUGGAUGGCUUUUUCAGGUGCUGCAAAUGAAAUGGCAGCUAAUCCUGGUCUUUACAGACUACUUGUAGACCAGUCAUUAGGCAAACCAUCGACUGCAAAUGAUGAGAUAGAGAGAGACUUACAUCGUUCCCUACCUGAACAUCCAGCAUUCCAAUCAGAAGUUGGUAUCUCAGCACUGCGCAGGGUACUUUCUGCAUAUGCAUGGAGAAACCCACAGAUUGGUUACUGUCAGGCAAUGAACAUAGUUGCGUCAGUACUUCUGAUUUACUGCUCUGAAGAACAAGCAUUCUGGCAACUUGCAACACUUUGUGAGAGCUUGCUCCCAGACUACUACAACACUCGUGUAGUUGGAGCACUGGUAGACCAAGGUGUUUUGGAUGACCUCACAUUGGAGCAUCUACCUAGUCUACAUGCACGGCUCGAUGCACUAGGAAUGAUACGCAUGAUAUCUCUGUCAUGGUUUCUCACCAUUUUCCUCAGUGUGAUGCCAUAUGAAAGUGCUGUCAACAUAAUAGACUGCUUUUUCUAUGAUGGUGCAAAAGUCAUAUUUCAGGUCGCAUUGACUGUGCUGGAAGCCAAUCAGGAGAAGCUACUGUCUUGCCAUGAUGAUGGAGAAGCCAUGCAACUUCUGGGAGAAUAUCUGGAGGGUGUAUAUAAUGAGGAAGGGCAUUCUGUGAGUCGCAACAAGGAUGCGGAACAAGUGAACAAGAGCAUAUCAGUGCAGAGCCUGCUGUAUGACGCCUACACGCACUAUGAUACCCUAACUGCUAACAGUAUAGAACGCCUCCGCUUGAAGUAUAGGUUAAGAGUUGUGCAGCAACUGGAGGAUGGCGUCGGUCGUAAUGUAAUCCGUAGUGUUGCAUCAGAGGGUUAUUUCACUACAGAGGAGUUGCAGGAUCUGCUGAUGCUUGUAAGAGAAGAGCUGUUGUCUCAACAGAGAGGGCCAUAUGAACGGUAUGAUCAAACACUGCCUCCAUAUGAGGCAUAUAGAGUGGAUCAGGAACUCUUUCGCCUGCUUUUUGUUGGCCUUUCACCGUGGGGCAAAGGACCAGAAGCUCUCAUGGGCAGGAUUUUCAAGCUGCUGGACCACAAUAAUGAUGGACUGUUGAACUUUCGUGAACUGGUGGUUGCAUUAGGCCUCACUUGCACUGCUGACCUCACCCAGCGCCUAAAGCUGCUGUAUAUGGUCCACCUACCCCCAGUCCUCAAUAUAGAGGACAUUGAGAGUCCCACAAACUCUGGUCGUCGAACAGCGACUCGGUCUGUUAUUGCAGAGGGUGGUGCUGAAGUUGCAGCAGAGGCCACAGACUUCUUUGACACAAUGCAGCAGAGUAUCACUUCUUUAGAAUCUGCAGAAGUUGACGACAGCAUGAGCAAUUCUCAAGGGGAGCAGUCACUGUGGGAGGUUCGCAGUCUCAGCAGUUUACGUUCUCUUGUGGAAAAGAAAGAUUCUCGUUCUCAGCUGAAAGCAGUGCCUCGUAUGGGGCAACCACACUUCAUUGUACUGUGGAAGACAAUGUACGGUUUGUUUGAAGCACAGCCAGAGGACCAGGAGGUGUUUCACUGUAUUGCAAGCGUAGGAACACUGCUAUUACAGUUGGGAGAUGUUGGGAAAAAGUUCUAUCUUGAAAGGGAAGAAUCCGUAGAUAGCCUGGCUGAUGCUGCAGCUGCUCACUGGAGCUCACGAAUGGAACAGCCUGGGCCAGCUCUUGUUACCGCAACACCUGAUCGUAACGGAAACCCUGGGGUUAAUGGCAACAGCAAUAGCACUGCUGAUCCAUAUUGGUCCAUCAGUAUUGAGCAGUUUCUAGCCACUGUACUAACAGGCCAACCAAUAGUUGAAUUCUUCAGCCAACGGACAUCUUUGGCAGAUGGCAUAAUGCGUCUCCGCGGCCGUCGCUUCAAUAGGCUGCAUAGUCUUACUGUUUAAAUGAGAUAAACAUUGUUUUUGUACAGUGGAACAGCUUUUCUAAGGCAGUUGUAGUGGCCUGUGUUAGUGUACAUGUUUUUAUAAAACAAAUAAUUGCAAGUGUAUUUUAUAAUGCUGGUAAUAGAAAUUUGUAUAUUUGCUGUAUUGUGGUAGUAUGUUGAGAAAUAGCUGGUAACAAGUCAUUGAAGGCUUCCUUGGCAAACAAAAUGGAUAACUUUCCAUCAUACUGGUAUUUAUUUUUGUAAAACACACACACACACACACACACACACACACACACACACACACACACACACACACACA
This is a messenger RNA of Schistocerca cancellata (South American locust), 3887 nucleotides long. It is a transcript of the gene Tbc1d8-9, whose product is annotated as TBC1 domain family member 9. The transcript is spliced from 22 exons. The record is from RefSeq and is a predicted model, not a curated record. NCBI's taxonomy places the organism in Eukaryota, Metazoa, Arthropoda, Insecta, Orthoptera, Acrididae. The coding region runs from base 141 to 3584 and encodes 1147 amino acids. Gene Ontology annotation, molecular function: calcium ion binding.